CUCGCGAAUGGCCCGCGGCGAGUCCUUCCACACGAGCCCUUCGCGGAGCGGAAGCGAGACCGAUAUCCUGAGCUUUCAAGCACGAAGCUCUCCGUGAAUUCGCGGCGUCGUCCGAGCGACGAGUCCUACGAGUCCUACGAGCGAUGAAGAGAGACCUGGAGUCGUCUGGUGCAAGCCCGAAGCUCGAAGCGACCCGGAGCUUGCUCGGGAUAACGAGGACGAAGGUCGAUGAGUAAAGGGAGCGGGAGAAACCACAUGUUUUCUCUCUGCGGCGGACUGAGGGAGCAGACUAUCGUUGGCGGAUUGGAGGAAUGAUGGUUUCCUUGUUUAACGAAAGACGCGUUGUCGUCAAUCGCGGUACCACCUAUGCCUGAGACGACUCCUGGGGUUUGAUCGGGGUCCCGAGGACACUGUCGCGUUCGAUGUUUUGCGCGGCCAGUGCAUGGCGAUCUGAUGCGUCACGACGUGAUGUUUAGACUCUCCUCGGCGAUCAAGAGUUCACCGUGCAACCGGAGGGAUGCGCGAGACUAAAAUAAUAAUAUCUUGACUCCGAGGACCGAGGAAUAUCCUUGCCGAGAGAUGAGUUCGCACGCUCAUGCGAGGACCAUGUGCGCCGGCAACGCGGUCUCCGGCGCGUUCUCCGCGUUGCAUCUCUUGCGGAGUUGCAGCCUCUUCGCCCCGAACUCAGAUCUGUGCAGGUACGAGACCUAUCCCGGCCGAGACUACGGCUUUGUCGAGCCCGAUAUUUUAACGAAUUCCGUGGCCACGGAUUCCCCGUCCUCACCGUUAACGUCGUCCUCCUUGUCGGCGACGUUUUCGCUUCCGGGAACGCUGCUCCAACCACCCUUCCUAGCGACGAUGCCACCCUUGAUGCAAUCACUCAGCGUGCCUCAACCGUUCUCCACUCCCGCCACAGGCGCUAUGAAUCGGCACUUCAUCACCACGAGCGGCAUAACCACCCUCCAUCGGAGACCUAGGAGCGAAAAGAAGCCGAUUCCAGAUGAGCAGAAAGAUGAGAAGUAUUACGAGAGACGUAAGCGAAACAACCAGGCGGCGAAAAAGUCGCGAGACGCUCGCAAAAUCAGGGAGGACCACAUCGCACUGAGGGCGACGAUGUUGGAGCAUGAGAACGCGAUCCUGAAGGCGCAGAUAGUGACUCUUCGUGAAGAGGCGCAAUCGCUGCGGCACAUGUUGAUCAAGCAACACAGCCCGGCGAUACAGUCUAUCGAACGAUCGAUGUCCUCGAUGACGCCCGUUACACUCUCCCCGCCGCACACCAGCGCGAGUUUAGAUUGUUAAUUCUUUUCGACGGACAGAAAACGCGCAGAUGUUCGUGUUUGGAGCGAGGAUUAAGACUCGUACGCGGAGUUCAGCCGCGAAUCAUGAUUUUCGCAAGUUCGCGCAACCCGAGGCAAAACAACAUAUGUAGUUACAUAUGAACUUUGUCUCUAUAUGAUCACAUAAUAAUACGCGAUUACACGUGUCCGCACGGAGAAGAAUGCUCUUGUACAAAUACAAUUAAAACGACUGCUUAUAUUCGUGGCAGUCUGUGAUGUAGAAGUUUAAUUAAACGAAACUAUUUUUCUUUUCUUCAUUUAAUUGCGUUUUUUUUUCGUGCGGACAUGUGUAAUUAUAUGUGAUACGUAUGCGGAGACAAAAUUCACAUAAGAGUCGUAUAUAAUUUUAUAUAAUUUUAUAUACAACUCUUUCCGCUCGGAAAGUAUCGUCGCGGUGAAACGGAAAAACGUAACGAUCGGCGCGAAUCGGAGGUCGCAGUCGUGGAAGUUCCAGUGAGAUUUUAAUCUUCGUUUCGGGAAGAGCAUGAUAAAUCACUAAAUAUAUUUAUCUAAUUUGCGCGAAAACAAGAGAUAAAUUUAGCGACUGGAUGCGACCGAGAUAAUAAUAACUUGUGACUUCGAUAGAGAUUAUUUGUUGUUAGAACUAUUAUCGCUCAUAAGUGUAAUUAUUGUUGCUUGAACGUCAAUAAACGAGACACUUAGAAAUGAUACACGCGGAAACCCGUGCCCUUUUGCGUCAAAUAUAAAACUUGAACGUUAUUUGUUUUCACUUUGCAAGGGUUCAUCGCUUUCAAGAGAUACAGAACCACUCUUUUUUCUCUCUUUCUCUUUCCCACCUAUCCCUUCUCCAAUUUCGCACUAAACCGCCUCCUUCGCUUCUACACACGCAGCACAGUCAGAUAUUAAUAAUAUACUUAUAGUUUCCGCGGAGAAAUAAACCGAUAUAAAGCACGAUAAACGCGAUGGCACGGAAAGCCUGCAAUAUAUAUAUAUGUAUACGUAAGUAUAUACUCGCGAAACAAUCUAUCGAUCCUCUCGCAGUAGCAGGGGGAUGAAUAAAUUUAUGUAUAAGCGCUGAAGGAACCAGUGGACCAUCUCCUCUCUCUCUCUCUCUCUCUCUCUCUCUCUCUCUCUCUCU
Harpegnathos saltator (Jerdon's jumping ant) is the source of this 2436-nucleotide messenger RNA. Its product is annotated as cell death specification protein 2. The coding region runs from base 580 to 1299 and encodes 239 amino acids. Gene Ontology annotation, molecular function: DNA-binding transcription factor activity, RNA polymerase II-specific; RNA polymerase II cis-regulatory region sequence-specific DNA binding. Gene Ontology annotation, cellular component: nucleus. NCBI's taxonomy places the organism in Eukaryota, Metazoa, Arthropoda, Insecta, Hymenoptera, Formicidae. The transcript is spliced from 4 exons. Gene Ontology annotation, biological process: regulation of transcription by RNA polymerase II. The record is from RefSeq and is a predicted model, not a curated record.